Messenger RNA from Miniopterus natalensis, 1636 nucleotides. RefSeq names its product vesicle associated membrane protein 4 (gene VAMP4). Gene Ontology annotation, cellular component: SNARE complex; membrane; trans-Golgi network. Gene Ontology annotation, biological process: Golgi ribbon formation; vesicle-mediated transport; SNARE complex assembly. NCBI's taxonomy places the organism in Eukaryota, Metazoa, Chordata, Mammalia, Chiroptera, Miniopteridae. The record is from RefSeq and is a predicted model, not a curated record.
AACAGAGAAAGUACUGCCUCUUGCAAAAAUACAUACAUGACAUUGUAAACGUAGGAGGAUGGCAUAAGAAGCAGACGGUAAUGACUUUUUUUUAGGUGAAUUGUACAUCGCUGUUCUGCCCUCCAUGAUGAAAUACAUCAUGAAUUCUCUUAUUUACAUGUAUACCUAGACACAGACACCUGAAUGCAUAGGCGGUUUUGCAGAGAUCAUCUUAGGUAGAAUAUAUAUAAGUCUAAUUUCUAAGCAUGUUUUUUUUUUUCUACGAGUCGUUUGGUACAGAUACCAGUUGCCCUGUGGUUCAUGAUGCGUAGUUCAUGAAUCUGCCUGCUGCUUUGCUGAUGGCUUUUCUGUUGGUCAGAUGCUGGUUUCUUGCCUUCCUGAGGCUGAUCCUGAACGUGGGUCUUGCUCACCAUUAAGCUUGUAGCUUCACUGUCUGUCUCAUAAAGAUGUUAUGUGGUAAGUACUUAUUCUGCCGGGAAGUAGAAGAGUACUUCUAGAGUGAAAAAAAAACAUGCCUCCCAAGUUCAAGCGCCACCUAAAUGAUGACGAUGUCACUGGUUCUGUGAAAAGUGAAAGGAGAAACCUUUUGGAAGAUGAUUCAGAUGAAGAAGAGGACUUUUUUCUAAGGGGACCAUCUGGACCAAGAUUUGGACCUAGAAAUGAUAAAAUUAAGCAUGUUCAGAACCAGGUGGAUGAAGUUAUUGAUGUCAUGCAAGAAAAUAUCACAAAGGUAAUUGAAAGAGGGGAGAGACUAGAUGAACUUCAGGACAAAUCAGAUAAAAGAAUCCCGUUAUGUCGUCUAAUCCUUGUCUCCAUCCUCUGUGUGAUACAGAAAGCUUAUCGGAUAACGCAACCGCUUUCAGCAACAGAUCCAAACAGCUCCGGCGGCAGAUGUGGUGGCGUGGGUGCAAGAUUAAAGCCAUCAUGGCCUUGGUUGCAGUCAUCCUUUUGUUGGUGAUCAUCAUUCUUACAGUUGUGAAAUACCGCACUUGAUUUGAUGACGGAGAUCUUCAUUAAACAACGUCUGGGACAAUAAUAAUAAUAAAAGAUUGCUGUAUAAUUUAAAUGAAACUUAUAUAUAUAACUUUCAAAACUUCUUUUUCAAGAAACUGAGAGGCAAGUAUCACUUCAAACUGGAACAUUGAGAAUAUCCAGUAUCAUUUUUCUUUCUAGCAAAAUGUGCUUUUAAUAAUUAUGUUCAAGGCCAAGACAGCCAGCGUCUGUUUUCCCACAUUCCAAGGAUCUAAUUUGAACCGAGAUGCUUGCCAGUUCACUAUUUGUGUCUGUAGUUCAACUUUGAUAGGAGAUUUCCUACCGUGUCUUUAAUGGCAUAAGGACAUGCACUCUUGCGUUCAGGUAGGGGGUCAGGAAGCCUGUGUAGCCAGCCAUUCCAUCACUAUUCGCAAGAGGCUUCUCACAUUACAGUUGCUUUGCAGUUCCCACAAGCUAAGUGUCAUGAACACUACUGCCUUCAGCUGUGACUAAAAACAUUCCAGUAAAUCUAUUUUUGACUGUAUAAGGGAAUGUGUAGUAAUUUCUUGGCAUUUGAAUUAUGGAAAUGGGACUUUUAAACGGUGUGAAAAGCACAGUAGUAUGGCACCAUGAAACGAGAUAAUAAAAUUAUUGGAGAAUGUCA